Molecule: messenger RNA, 803 nt
Organism: Cylicostephanus goldi
Lineage: Eukaryota; Metazoa; Nematoda; Chromadorea; Rhabditida; Strongylidae
Source: the annotation of a GenBank genome assembly
UUUACGAACAUAGAUGUUUUAGUUGGAUUUCUUGUCGGUAAUGGGUUUGCCAUAGUUGGAGCUAUACUUCGACUCUUGGCCAUUUGGCUCUAUCGCCCGGAACUUCUGAUUAUCGGACGAUUUUUAACAUCUAUGUGCGAGGCUGUAACGUACCAGUCCUGCAUUCUAUUCUUGCAGGAAUGUUCACCAACGGAAAAACGCGGUAUGAUGACUUUUCUGAGCGAGAUCAGCUAUUCUUCGAUGUGCCUUGUCGGGAUGAUGCUUGGUACUCGACAGCUGCUCGGCAACAAUUUGGUGGUAUUGACAGCAUUUCCAGUGCCAUUUUGUGAGUUUAGACAUUCCGAGUACGGAAAUUACGAGGCAGGAAGCGGUGGAGAAGAGAAAGGGGGAGGGGGUGGGGGAGGGGAGGAGGAAGGGAAAGGAGAAACUAUUCGUGAGGGCUCGUUUUGGAGUGCUAUAUUUUUCGUUGCUCUAUUCUUUCUGCCUGAGACCCCAAAGUUUCUUCUGGCAUCUCGUGCAGAUAAAAUGGCUGCAGAGCGCUCAGUGCGUUUCUAUCAUGGAUCGCAUUGCAAUGUGGACAAAGUGCUCAAAGAAAUUAUUCUAGUGAGUUUCCUUGACAUCACUGAGGGCAACGUUUCGAAUGCAUUCUGUCAUUUUCAUUAUUUUACGAGCCAUAUCAAUAAUAGUAGACGUCAUCCGUCUAGUCACCACGGUGCGAUGUGUGUUAGUACACACAAGCUUGAAAUCCCGGUUGAGGCGCUGGGGUCAGGGCUCGGCAUAGCUGGCACCGGGUCAAGCUGAAU